AUACAGUUGAAAUCCAGUAGUGCCCUACCUGCCUCUCUGACAGAAAUAAAGAGCCUGUUCACCAUGAAGAGACUUUUCAGCACUUCACGUUCAACAGUAGAUUCAAAAGAAAUGAAAAAAUUCCAUCUCCUCGCAGACAAAUGGUGGGACGAAGAAGGAGAAUAUUCAGCCCUUCAUUCUAUGAAUGAUAUUAGAGUGCCAUUUAUUAGAGAUACCCUGUUGAGCAUGAGGAAUCAUCAUGAACUGGGAAACCCACUUGCUGGACUCAAGAUUCUAGAUGUUGGCUGCGGAGGUGGAUUGCUAAGUGAACCCCUCGGUAGGCUGGGAGCUUCGGUUACCGGAAUUGAUCCUCUGGAGGACAACAUUAGGACAGCAGAUUGGCACAAGUCAUUCGAUCCCGUCCUGGCCAAGAGAGUGCAGUACAAGAGCAGCUCACUGGAGGAGGUGGUGGAGGAGGCGGUGGAAACCUUCGAUGUAAUCGUAGCCUCUGAAGUAGUGGAGCAUGUGGCUGACCUUGAAAUGUUUAUCAAGUGCUGCUAUCAGGUGCUGAAGCCUGAAGGUUCUUUAUUCAUUACUACAAUCAAUAAAACACAGUUGUCCUAUGUCCUGGGAAUUUGGCUUGCGGAAAAAGUAAUAGGCAUUGUGCCUGAAGGAACACAUGAGUGGGAGAAGUUUAUUCCCCCUGAAGAGCUGCAGCACCUCCUGGAAUCGAGUGGCUUCUCCGUGAAGGCAGUGAACGGGAUGCUGUACAAUCCCCUCACAGGGGCGUGGAGCUGGAGGGAAAGCAGGAGCCUCAACUACGCCGUGCACGCCGUGAAAUGCGGGAGUCCGGGCGAGUGGGACUACACAGAGCCCUCGGCAGAGCCGCAGCACCAGGAGCCCCCUGCCACCACCAGCACCAGCCUGUGACAGAGCCACGUGGUGGCCAGCAGGGCAGGAGGACGGUUUCGCACGGCGGGACAGCACCGCCCCUGCUGCAGCGACGAGAGCUGCCCGCGUGGGUAAUGCGGGGGCUGCUUCAUAACGUGGGGGCUGUUUCACAGCGCUGGGGGCCGGGUUUGGCCAGCUGCCUUAGGGCAAUCUCAAAAAAAUCAAGUGCCCAUUACCUCAGGAACCAUUGCAGACUGAGAUGAGUAAACCUUUGGAAGACUAAGUAUUUUUAUAAGAAAGUAGUUACAAAUUGUCAGAGAAGGGAAUGUAAAUUAUUCUGUCAGUAGCUUGGGGGAGACUCUUCUGUGGUAGCUUUCUCUAGAGAACUCGGAUCUCCACAGAAUAAUAGCUUAAAGGUAGAAUGAGUUUCAAAAAUACAGCACUACAUGGUAACAUGCCUUCAGUAGUCAAGUUUCUAACCAAGGCACUUAAAAAUAUAAAUCACCUCAAACCUCCCACAGAAAGAAUGUGCUACUGAAAUUACUAAGCAACUGUAUCUUUGUGCUAGAAAAAUGAGAUGUUUGCAGUCUGUCCUAG
Messenger RNA from Nothoprocta perdicaria, 1467 nucleotides. It is a transcript of the gene COQ3, whose product is annotated as coenzyme Q3, methyltransferase. The coding region runs from base 64 to 909 and encodes 281 amino acids. The transcript has 6 exons. The record is from RefSeq and is a predicted model, not a curated record. Gene Ontology annotation, biological process: ubiquinone biosynthetic process. Gene Ontology annotation, molecular function: 2-methoxy-6-polyprenyl-1,4-benzoquinol methyltransferase activity. NCBI's taxonomy places the organism in Eukaryota, Metazoa, Chordata, Aves, Tinamiformes, Tinamidae.